Pseudomyrmex gracilis is the source of this 1206-nucleotide messenger RNA. RefSeq names its product odorant receptor 13a-like. The coding region runs from base 1 to 1206 and encodes 401 amino acids. The transcript has 5 exons. NCBI's taxonomy places the organism in Eukaryota, Metazoa, Arthropoda, Insecta, Hymenoptera, Formicidae. Gene Ontology annotation, cellular component: plasma membrane. The record is from RefSeq and is a predicted model, not a curated record. Gene Ontology annotation, biological process: sensory perception of smell; detection of chemical stimulus involved in sensory perception of smell. Gene Ontology annotation, molecular function: odorant binding; olfactory receptor activity.
AUGUCGCUGCGCAACGAGCAUUAUCGAGACGACGUCACGUACAUCACGCAAUUAACGCGUAAUGUUCUUAGCUUGCUCGGAGUCUGGCCGUCUUUUAAAAGAGAAAGCACCGGCAAAAGAGUCCGGCAGUUUCUGCUGAUCGUGAUUUCGUACGCACUUCUCUAUGGCGUUCUGAUCCCGGGACUUCUCUUCUGGGUGAUCGAGAGACGAACGCGCGUCCGAGUUCAAACGAUCCCGCUGAUACUCUACGGCUUCAUGGCCACGGGCAAAUACGGCAAUUUAAUAUUCCGUCAGAAGGAUAUCAGAAGCUGCUUGAGACACAUCGAGGAAGAUUAUAGAAUUGUUGGCGACAUCGAGUCGCGGGAUACGAUGAUAGAAUGCGCGAAGACCGGUAGACGUCUCGUUGCGCUUUGCGCGACCUUCAUGUACGGCAGCGGUCUGUCUUUUCGCUCGAUUCUGCCGUUGUCCAAAGGAAAGAUCGUCACUCCGCAGAACAUCACGAUCAAACCUCUGCCUUGUCCGGCUUAUUUAUUCUCAUUCGACAUACAAGCCAGUCCCGCUUACGAAUUGGUAUUCCUGAUUCAGUUCUUAUCCGGCAUAGUCACUUACUCGAUAACAAUAGGUAUAUGCGGCCUCGCGGCCGUCUUCGUGAUGCACGCCUGCGGUCAGCUGAAGAUCCUGGUGGAGCUGAUGGAGAACGUCGUGGAAGAGCAGUGGGAAAACAAAAAACACGAAGUAGAUGAGAAACUGGCCAGAAUGGUCGAGCACCAAAUAAGAAUACGAAGUUUUUUACAAUUGGUCGAGGAUACCCUGCAACAAGCGUGCUUGAUAGAAUUCUUGGGGUGCACGAUAAUUGUCUGUCUUCUGGGAUAUUGCAUAAUAAUGGAAUGGGAAAACAGCAAUCCGAUAGCUAUGUGCUCGUACUUUAUAACAAUUACAUCACUGAUGAUCAACAUGUUUAUGUUCUGUUACACCGGUGAACAACUCACUGUCGAGGCGGAGAGAGUGGCUACUACGUCGUGCGAGCUCGAUUGGUAUCGUCUUCCGGAUAAGAAAGCGCGCGGAAUAGUACUCGUGAUGAUCAUGUCGAACUUACCCACAAAGAUCACCGCCGGGAAAAUUAUGGAUUUGUCGUUCAAGACGUACGGUGAUAUCGUCAAGACAUCAGUGACAUAUUUUAAUAUGCUUCUAAAGGUAACGGAUUAA